Jatropha curcas is the source of this 523-nucleotide messenger RNA. Lineage: Eukaryota; Viridiplantae; Streptophyta; Magnoliopsida; Malpighiales; Euphorbiaceae. The record is from RefSeq and is a predicted model, not a curated record.
AUGGGCGGCCAACUGUGUAGUUGGUUAGUUAGUCAAGGUACAGAAAAGGCAACAUUAUUGGACUCUAAGAAGGAAAAUUCUUCUUCUUCUUCUUCUUCUUUCACAGCUGAUCUUUUUGGCACAAAAGAGGCCCCACCAACUUCUUCAACUGGAAUCUUUGCUUCUAUCUUUCCACCUCCAUCUAUGGUGUAUGCUCUGGAAAUCAUGGUUGGAACACAAAACAAGGAGCUCCAGGUUAGUGAUAUUAGCCCUGUUCUAUAUCGUUAUAUAGUCAAGAACUUGAAAGAAUUAUUUAACAAUACAGCUAUGACUAGUGAGGCUGCAAACCAUAACAUGCAUAAUAAGGACAGAAACUCAAUUUUUAUGGAAGAAAGAGCAGAACCAUAUCAUCUAAAUUCAAUAUCACUUUACUACGGUGGGCAAGAUAAUUAUUCUCAGCAUCCAAAUGGUCAUAAUAUUUCCGGAUCGUAUCCCUAGUAAGCCUUGAAUAGUAGAUAGCCUGUGUUAUUAUCAGCACACCAAA